Arachis stenosperma is the source of this 444-nucleotide messenger RNA. RefSeq lists its product as uncharacterized. The coding region runs from base 1 to 444 and encodes 147 amino acids. The record is from RefSeq and is a predicted model, not a curated record. Lineage: Eukaryota; Viridiplantae; Streptophyta; Magnoliopsida; Fabales; Fabaceae. The transcript has a single exon.
AUGGCUGACAACAACGAUAACAUUAAUGAAGUCUCAAUCUUCCCUUUCCCUUCACUCGUAGCCAAGGCUACCUUCUCUCGCUCAAGUUUCACCCGUUACAGCUCCCCGUUCGAGAUCACAUUCACCGUCGGCGAUCCCAUGGAACCAGCCCCUGCCAGCAGUGUGCUACUCCGGCAUCAGUUUUCGCAACAGAACUCCUCCAGCAUGGUGUUGGAACUGUUUCGAAAUGGGCGCAUGGUGACAUUUUGCGACAACUUCGACAACGAGGAGCAGGGCAACAAGGAUGGGUCACAUGCAGAUAGCAAUAGGACACUAUCGACAAGAGAGGCAGUUGUGGCGGCAGAGGCGACAGCUGCAGAGGAGGUUGUUGGAGAGGGAGCGGAAGACGAGGCAGCACAACCAGUGAUGAUGUCACUGAUAGACUUGUUGGAGGAGAUUGAUUGA